AUUUUGUUAUGAGAGUUUGCAAACAACAACAAAUGUCAAGUCAAUUUGCCAAAGUCUUUGCAGAUGCUCUGAAAUCCUAUACGCCCCUGAAGCUACUCACUUAGGAAAAUGUGAUUGUUGUUUAGAGUACACGUGUUACAGAUAUGGACAAAAAGAACAUGAAAAUAAUGUGUUAUGCAUGCUCCGGCAGUGUUACGGUCUGAGCGAUUGAUGAGGACACGUGCCGACCCAUCACUGUUUGACAGCAUGUCGAUGGUCUUGUAUUGGUCUCUCCUGCGUGAGCCGAGAGCCGUGAGCCCUGAAGAGUCCGUGAGUCCCCAGGUGCAGCGCCGGACCUCCUCCGCCACUGAUGACUGACGCCUACGUACGCCUAUAAAUGGAAUGCGCUCCCCCGCGGCAUGCACGGCAGAGCAGACGACGGGAACACGAACACAAGACCGACCGCGACCGGCCGGAUAACCCUAGCAGUUAGUGCACUCUUCUUGUUGCUCGCGAUCUAUCCUCCCUCACUCCUCACGCACGUCAACCGGCCACCAAUGGAGUCCUCCAUCGCCGCUGCCGCCACCUCGGUCGUCGUCAGGACAAGCGUUCCGGCCGUCGUCUUCAUGCCAUCACUCUCCUCGUCCUCGUCCUCCUUUCUUAGUCGUCCCGCCCUCCGCACCGGUCGUCGUCGAGCCUUCCGCUGCAGCAGCAGCAGCAGCAGCGUCGUCGCCAAGCAGGACUCGGCGAUAUCGUCGGCGGCGGCCCUGUACUGCAGGCUGGACGACAAGCUGUUCAUGUCGCCGGAGGUGUUCCAGUGGGAGAGCGGCAAGUCCCUGAACGCCAUCGCGUCCGCGCAGGGCAUCCAGAUCCGGCGCCGGUGCCGCGCCAGGUACCCCUCCGAGGGCACCGGCGCCGAGCGCGCCGUCCCGCGCAACAUCCUGGAGCAGAUCAUCUGGGACAAGGAGGUGGAGGUGUCCCAGAGGAAGGCCCGGACGCCGCUCAGCGACGUCAAGGCGGCCGCCGCCGCGGGGCUCGCGCCGCCGCCCAGGGACUUCCUCGCAGCGAUGCGCGCGGCGCGCCACCGCAACGGCGGCGGCGUCCCUGCGCUCAUCGCCGAGGUCAAGAAGGCGUCGCCCAGCAAGGGCCUUCUCAGGGACCAUUUCGAUCCGGUGGAGAUCGCGCAGGCCUACGAGAAGAAUGGCGCGGCCUGCCUGAGCAUCCUGACCGACGAGAAGCACUUCCAGGGGAGCUUUGAGAACCUGGAGGCCGUACGCAACUCUGGUGUGAACUGCCCUCUGCUGUGCAAGGAGUUUGUCAUAGACGUCUGGCAAAUCUACUACGCGCGUUCCAAAGGCGCCGACGCGAUCCUCUUGAUCGCGGCCGUGCUACCGGACAUCGACAUCACCUACUUUCUUCGCGUUUGCAAGAGUCUUGGAAUGACAGCUCUUGUUGAGGUUCAUGAUGAGAAGGAGUUGGAUCGCGUCCUCAAGAUAGAUGGUGUUGAGCUUAUCGGCAUCAACAACCGCAGUCUAGGGACAUUCGAAGUGGAUACUGCCAACACAAACAUGUUGUUGGAGAAACGUGGUGACAUCAUCAAGAAGAAGCGAAUACAGGUUGUGAGCGAGUCUGGGUUGUUCACCCCUGAUGACGUGGCAUAUGUACAAAAUGCUGGGGUUUUCGCAGUUUUGGUAGGAGAAUCCCUAGUGACGCAGGAAGAUCCUGGCCAAGCAAUUGCUGGAUUGUUCGGGAAAGAGCUUUUACCUUAAUUUAUUCCCGUUCUACUUUAGCAAAUUGUUGUAUGUAGCAAUCAUGAGUUGCAAGGUGAAGACUCCAAAAGCAUAGAGAUUGCACAAGAUGUAACUAUGGACAAAGUGCUGUUUUAUAAGAGCAAUUUGUUAGUUUUUUCA
This is a messenger RNA of Sorghum bicolor (sorghum), 1889 nucleotides long. RefSeq names its product indole-3-glycerol phosphate synthase. Gene Ontology annotation, biological process: L-tryptophan biosynthetic process. Bases 399 to 1748 code for a protein of 449 amino acids. The record is from RefSeq and is a predicted model, not a curated record. Gene Ontology annotation, molecular function: phosphoribosylanthranilate isomerase activity; indole-3-glycerol-phosphate synthase activity. NCBI's taxonomy places the organism in Eukaryota, Viridiplantae, Streptophyta, Magnoliopsida, Poales, Poaceae. The transcript has 7 exons.